Monodelphis domestica (gray short-tailed opossum) is the source of this 7688-nucleotide messenger RNA. RefSeq names its product centrosomal protein 85L (gene CEP85L). The record is from RefSeq and is a predicted model, not a curated record. Gene Ontology annotation, cellular component: centrosome. NCBI's taxonomy places the organism in Eukaryota, Metazoa, Chordata, Mammalia, Didelphimorphia, Didelphidae.
GGGCAGGCGCCCGGACGGACUCCCCGAGGGCAGGCUGGGCUGGGUUGGGUUGGGUGCGCGGAGCGAGGGCAAUGCUCGAGCUGGAGACGCCCCUAGCGGGGAAUCAGUCGGUGGGUCGAAGCCGCUGGUUCUUGGGUUUCUCGGCUCUCCACGUCGCGGUCCCCUUCGGCUCGCUCAGGGUGCUCAUCUCUCAGCAGAACGAUCCCAAGUACCUUUCGUUCUGGCCGCGCCAGCGCCCGGCGGAUUAUGUAAGGGCAGCCGGCCCCGCCUCGCCGCGCCCCGCCUCUGCCGGCCUCCUAGGGGCGGAGGACGGAGGAGAAGGAGGAGGCGGAGAGAAGCGGCUGCCACCGCCACCACCGCCACUACCACCAACUUCAGAUAGAGCUGCGGAACCUGGCUCCAGGAAACUGGGCCCCCACAGCCCCUGGAACCCCAGUCACCCGAAGAGAGAAGGCCAUGGCAGCCUGUGCCCCGUUCCUGACCCCCACCCCUAUCCGGGCUGCUACGCCGCAGUUGCCUCGCCCGAUCCGACGGUGAGCAGCCAAGCAGCCGUUAUCCGCCCCUGCUGCUGCUGCCGUCGCCGCCACCGCGGCUCCGGCUUCUGCUCCUACUCCUUUUUCGUACAAGUUACCGCCGCCUAGAAGAGCAAUCACAGAAGGACCCAGAGAGGCGCCGAGGACUCGCCGUCCCGGGCCCACCGGCCAUGUGGGGGCGAUUCCUAUCCUUGGAGCCCGGCGGCCCUACCGGAGUCCGCAGCUACCCCUCCGGCCAAGAUUACUCCUCUUCAGCAUGGUUAUCUGGUACUGAGUCUUUAUGGCAGGCCACAACUGUUCCAUCAAACGCUCGGAGUAGCCACACUCGAAGACAUAGCAUAGCUUCUGAUAGUGGAGAUACUGGCAUUGGAACCUCCUGUUCUGACAGUGUGGAAGAUCAUUCUACUUCAAGUGGUAUAACAUCAUUCAAGUCCAGCCGCUCACUAAUAACUAUUCCCACUGCACAUGUGAUGCCGUCUCAUUCCAGUUCUUCAAUUUCCAAACACAGGGAAGCACUGACGUCGGAUGGGCCAAAAUGGAGUACAAGUUUCAUACGAACAAUGGGAACUCGAAAUCGAGGAGACCUGGAGUCUUCACUUGACAUGAAGGACAUAAGACCUAUACGAAAAUGGUCAUCUUUGUCUAAACUCAGUGGCCCAGAUAACUGUGGUCAGAAUGGCACUGUUCGAUCUGAGGAAUCCAGGAUGGGUUUAGAUAAAUUAGAGAGAGAGAGAGCUUUAGCACAGCUAAGGGGAAAUGGUCCCAGCUGCUUACAUGAUAGCAUGGAGAUGCUUCAACCAGAGGACAAGGAAAUGAAUAAAAUGCGAUCUUCAACUCUGGACUGUAAAUACAAAUUUGAGAGCUGUAACAAAGAGGACUUGGGAAUCUCUCCUGCUCAUAGGAGACAUGCCUUAGACAAGACAUACAGUGCCUUACCUGAAAGCAAGUCCUCUGUGUCUACUUCAGAGCCUUAUGAACAAAAAUAUCUAAUGCUGGGCCAGCAGGCUAUGGGAGGAAUUCCUAUUCAGCCCUCUAUUAGGACUCAGAUGUGGCUAACAGAUCAAUUACAUGCAAAUCCUCCAGACUGUAGGCCUAUUGACGAUGCCUUCACUUUAGCUCCCUGGCAACAGCAACAGCUCGAAGAUUUAAGAAAUGGGAGUGAGCCAGCCUCACAGAUUUUGGCUGGAGCUCAUCAAAAUUAUUCAUCUCCUGGCUACCAUGAUUUCAACAGAUGGGAAUCUUUAUUGAAAAUCAAAGAAGGAUUGCUAAGGCAGAAGGAAAUUGUAAUUGACAGGCAAAAACAACAAAUUUCCAAUCUACAUCAGAGAAUCAGGGAUAAUGAAUUGCGAGCGCAACAUGCCAUAUUGGGUCAUUAUGUAAAUUGCGAAGAUUCUUAUGUGGCAGGUUUACAGCAACCACAAUAUGAAAACGUUUCACAUCAGACUCAAUUUCCUGACCGAUCAAUAGCCAACCCUGAACAUGAGGAACUUGAAAAAAAGCUUGCAUCUGCUGAAAAAGAGCUUCUGCAACUCAAUGAGUUUCUCAAGCAAAGUGCAAGUAAAUCUAAUGAAGAGAAGAAGAAAUUGGAAGAGAAGCUUAAAACCAGAGAUAGAUAUAUUAGUAGCCUGAAGAAGAAAUGUCAGAAGGAGUUUGAACAAAACAAAGAGAAACAAAGACGGAUUGAGACCUUGGAAAAGUACUUGGCUGACCUGCCAACUCUGGAUGAUGUACAGAACCAGGGCCAGCAGCUGCAGAUUCUAGAGGAAAAAAACAAGAACUUGGAAGAGACUAUAAAAGACUUGGAGAAAAAAAUUGGAGAGAUCAGAACUCAGUAUGAAGAGAAAGAAGUGCAACUCACCUGUCAGCGGAAGAAAGAGAAAGAAUUGGUUACCACUGUUCAAAGUUUACAACAGAAAGUUGAAAGAUGUCUUGAAGAUGGUAUCCGGCUCCCCAUACUAGAUGCAAAACAACUCCAGGAUGAAAAUGAGCAACUCAAAGAACAAAACGAGAAGGCCAGUAAGGUAAUAGCCAGCCAGCAAAAUAAGAUUGACAGUAUGUUGUUAGAAAUUCAGUCUGCUCAACAGAAACUUUGUCAAGAGAAACUGACAACUGAGAAAAUGGAGGGAAAGCUAGCAGAAAGUGAAAAGACUAUAUUGAAGUUAUCAGAAACUUUACUUGAUAACCAAAGACAAAUUGAAGAAUAUUCUCCUUUAUUAGAAGAAAAACAAGAAAAACAAGAAAAACGGUACCAACCAUCUGAAUUUUCGCUAUUGAAUUCACGCAUGUUUGACCAGUUGUUCAAGGAAAUGUCCCAUUGUUUGUUUGACCUGAAAGCAUUGUGCAGUAUUCUUACUCAGAGAGCUCAGGGCAAGGAGCCUAAUCUUUCAUUAUUGCUGGGAAUCAGAUCCCUGAGCUCUUCAGCUGAAGAGAGUGAAAAGGAGUACAGUCCGGAAUUACUAACCGAAAAACUAUCAGAUAUGUGCCAGUUACGGAAGGAGAUCGAUGAAUUAAGGACUUUGAUAUCAGAUAGCUAUGCUCAGGACAUGGGAGACAACUGCAUUACUCAAUGAUAAAGUGAUUAGUCCCACAGCAAUAAUGAUUCAUUGCUUAAUGCUGCUGUGUUAACUAUUCUUCAUCUUUCUAUUCAGGAGUCAUAUUGGAAGAUUGAAUUUCUUUUUGGCCUGCAUAUGGAUUUAUCUGGUAUUCUUAGAUUUUUGAGUAGGGAAGGAUGGGGCUGGGAAUAAUUAUCAGUUGAACUCAUUGAAUCAAGCCUCUCCCCACCCAACUCCCCCACCCAAAAAAAAAAAAAACCCUUUAAAAAAGAUCACAUGAAUCAAAUCACCAUUUGAAAAGUAUGGUAAAGUCUACAAGAAAAAUAUCUCUAUUCAAACUACUGAUUAUUGGACCAAGCUGUGAAGAGUGCUAUUCAGAUAAAGAAGCAGGGUGUUUUUUUUUUCUUUAAGCCCCUUAGCAUUUUAAUGUUUAUAAAGGUUUUAGGAGUUAGAACAAAUGUUCCAAGGAAGGUAAUGAUUGUGUGUGCAUUUGUUGUUCCUUCCAGUUAAGUUUGUAUUGCACAUUUAGGAUGCUUGAGGACUGAACAAAGCAAGAUUUACAACAUCUGAAAGGGGUAGAGGGGGUAUGGAAGAUGCUUAUACAGUUAGAACAAUCAUGCUGUUAAAAGAUGCCAUUUUAGGAAUUAGAAUUUAAUAGUGGUAUCUAGACAAAUGAACUACUUUUUAGUAUGCUUUCAAGCUACCUAGUAAAGAUGGAAAAGUUUGAUAUGAUAAAAACAUUUCUUUUUCACCAUCAUGAGUGAGUUUGCUAGCAUUUUGUAUCCUUUUCCAGCAAAGGGAAUAUUUAACUUUAGUUUGUGCUGGUAUUGUUCAUUUUUUCUUUGGGAAGGCCGGGAUGGGGGUAAUAUGUUAUGUAUCUGAAAAGAACAUUGUGAACAUAAAGCUUUUUUUAUAGUUAAGAAUCCAUAAAAGCUACAGGUGAGCACCACAAAGGGAAAUGAAGAACACUAGCAUUGAUUCUAAUUCUUAAAAAUCUAAAGUUUUCAUGUCUGCCUCAGUAGAGUGAGCUGCAAUCUUCAUUCAGUAUUUGUUCUGUUACACAAAGAAGAUACAAUCCAUACUGAGUUGUUUUCUUUUGUCUAUUGCACAAAGUUGCAGCUCCUCAUUUAAAGUAUUGGCAGGAUCAUGCUAGUUCUCUAACUUAAACCAUAUAAAACAUGAAUACUUUUUAAUAAGCAUAAUUGAAUUUUAGGCAUCCAAAUUAAUUUAACAUUAUGCACUUAAUCCAAAAAUUCAGCCAUUAUUAACAUGCUUUUGAAAAUAAUCUUUUGACAUUGUCUUCAGAGUCUGUUGCACAUACUUCUUUGAAUAACCUUAUUGUGGAAAAUCUUCUUUAUUGGAGGGAAGAUGAGUUUAAGCUUAGGAAAUGAUGAAAAAGUUAUUUAGACCUGAAUGUGGUUUCUAGAAAGAUAAUAGUGAAUUUUGGGGGGGUAAAAACUAUAUAAUUGAAGUGUAUUGUAUGGCCCUCAAACUAACUUGAAAGCAAAGAGUGGUCCACAGAUGUUUUAAGCAAGUCUUUAGAAUAGCUAUGUUGCCACUUGGGCUGCUUUCAAAGACAACAUUCAUUUUCAUGUAUAUAAUCUGAUGGAAUUUCAGUUUUUUAAAUUAUCAGUUACAUUACUUUUAGAGACAGGCCUCAUAUAUAAAAUAUUCUACAGCUUUAGUUCAAGUAACGGUUUUAAUAUAUUCAACUGGGGUUCUGCCUGCUGCCUGUAUAAAAUACUCCCUUGCUAGUAACUGAGGUGAUUUAAGGAGAUACUAACUUUCAGUCACUAAGGAAUCAUUUUUUCAGUGCAGUAAUGAUGUCACCUUCUGCAGCUCAAAAUAGCAUGGAGUGAUAUAGGCACCAGAGUGAAUAAUGUGUUUGAUAUGUAUUUCUAAGGGAAAAAACCCAACACCUGUAGUAUAAGGCACUAAAGUAAUAAAUUUGUAUCUAAAUAGCUGAUUCAAAGGUGGGAAGUAUAGUGAAAAAUAGUUAAAUUACUUCUCUAUUCCAGAAAACUGAAAUUCUUGGCAUUGGUGAAAAUCCCUUGAUGGUAAAGCAAAUUAAGUAUAUCCCCUUCGGACAGGCUGUUCCUAGCUCUUGGAAAGGGAAAGUCACCGGAUUUGGGGUAGACAAUCAGCAAUUUAGGUCACCAAAUAAUGUCAUUUAAAUAUUUUCUAUGCUGUUUAUUAAGUUAUUGAUAUUCUUUUUUUAAACCUUACGGUGAAGCUUUUUUAGGUUUGUUUAUUCAUCUGGCUUACUUGCAAUGAAAUCUUUUUCAGGGCAUUAUUAUUUUAAUAAGUUAGUGUUCUAAGGUGUAUAAUUACUUUGCACUAAAGUAACUUUAUGGUGAGGACUUAAAAAAGAAAUUUAAUGGAAAUAUGACAAACUAGUACUUUUGCCUUCAGUUGUAGAAUUUAAACCAUCUAGACUAUUCUUAAAGAAUGUCAUGCUCCUUUCCUUCCACACUUUAAAAAAAGUGGGGUUUUGGGUUUUGAUUUUUGUUUUUUACUAUGAAAUGCCAGGAAAAGAGUCAGUUGGGCCAGCCAGAAAUGCUUUUAACCUGUUUAAAUAAUAUUACUUUGAAAUUGGAAAUGUUCGCAAUGGUAUAUGAAAAGCAAAAAAAAAAUCAAAAUUAAAAUUUAGUCUACUUUGAAGAUUCUCUUUAGUGUGGAAAAACCCUUUCAAUGACUGUAAAUAUGCUUGUUCCUUAGGGAAGGACUUUUUAAUACUCAAGACUGUAUUUACCUUUAAAUAUUGGUCACUUGAUUUUUGAAGUGUAAAUUUCAUCUCCUUCCUUCACUUUAAAAUGGGGAGGGGAUAAAUGGCCAGAGGCAUAAAUUAAUCUCUGCAUAUCAAAUUACCUGACCUCACAGGCACAAUAGUUGCCUUUCAUUUGAUGUCACCAAAUACUCUUUGGUAUUAUUGAGCUCUUGGCAAAGUUGCAUUCAUUAAUAAUUGCCUGUCAGAUUGGAAGAAAAAUAAGCUUUGAUGAUGGUGUAAGAUAUGUUAGAUUGUUUACCUGGAUGAAAACAUUUUGUGGUCCCAUUUCACAUAUGUAACGAGGUUGCUUAGUAUUAACAACGGUAUAAUUUAGUGAAACCAAUUUUAACCCUGGACAAUUUGUGAAAACUGCUUUAGUCAUGGUAGUUUUCUUCAUUAACUAUUAAGAGAUAAUCUCAAGGGCUGGAAAAAAAGUUGAUAAUGGAUACUGUACAGUUCUGUCUUAGUGGGCUUAAUUAUUAACCUUUGUAUAGCUUUGUGACUAAUUUGUAGGAAUUGGUGAGAGUAUUUUUAACCAAGAGUUACUGUAUUGAAAAUGUACAUUAAAAUAUCAGUAAUUGUUCUUUGAGCAAAGAAUAGCUGAGGCCCCAAACUGUAUGUGUAUUUACAUAGUGUAGUAGUGCUUCGGCACUCAUAGAGCUUGCAUUAUUGGCAUAUGUUGUAUUGGUUUGUAUCAUUGUAUAUUUGUAAUUAAAGUAAUAAGCAAUUCUUAGAAUGACCCCCACACUCAGGCUAAACAAUUUGAAACUGCCAGUAGAUGCAGCCACAAGAGCCAAAGUUAAUUCUCUUUCCAUUUUUGACAAGUUUGUUUCUAUUCUCUACAAGUAAGAGAAAAGCUUUCCAAGUUAGUGUAUAAAGAGAAAGCUGUACCUGUUCUAACCCCUAGAGAUGUUCCUAUGGAAUUUUGCUUAUCUAUAAUCUUGUUAUUCCAUGAAGGCAUUUAUCUUGGGGAAAAUAAAUUUUGGGAACUAAUUAUCCUUUUAAAAUAUUAAUAUUGAACAUGGUUAUUAUUCUAGAUCGAUAACUCAUUAGCAAUAUUAAUUCCACAAUUGUAUACAGUCAGCACCCUUGUGCCUUUUUGCCUGCAGUACAUACAUGUUCAUUUCCAUUUUAUAUAAGCUAUAAGAAUGUCAAUAAUUACUGCACCUUGUUUCUUCUCUAAUUAGACUUUCUUAAGCUUUUUUUUCUCCUAACAAGGAGAAAUAUUUAAUAAAUGUGGUGGUAGGUCCUAGGCAUUUGUCUCUGGAGCUGAGCUCUUGACCCCUUUGAAGUGAGCAGGAAUCUCCAUCAGAAUGUAUUAAUUUGUAUUUAUCAAUUUCAGUAUUGCAUAGGUGUGAGGAGAAGUGGGGUGCUAAGCAGUUAUAUUAAAAGCACAGCAGUGUGUAUUAUUAGAUCAGUCUCUAUGACUGGUAGUUUUAGUAAAUUGGGUUCAAUUUUUGAACCAUUCAGAAUACCUCAUGUGUAAAUACAGUUGUCAUGACUUAAUUGAAAUGCAGUCAUUGUAAAAAGGAAGUGAAGCCACUGGAUGGCUUAUGCCUUUAGGCCUGUCAUUCUUGCCUCUUUGUGUAAAGGGGUUGUUUUUUUGUUGUUGUUGUUGUUUUGGGUUUUGGGUUUUUUUGUGUGUGUGUAUGUGUUUUUUGGGGGGGUUUUAUAUUUUUAAAAAAUAGGGUUUACAGCUAGAAUUUUGAAUGCCAAAGUUCUAUUUAUUAAAUAAAAAAGAAAGUUUUCAAUGUUAAUGGCUAGUAUUUUUCCACUGGAUUAUUGUUUGUUGAUGUUUGGAUUUGUAUUUACAGAGAAAUAAAUUUUUUUACAAAA